Molecule: messenger RNA, 3146 nt
Organism: Portunus trituberculatus (swimming crab)
Lineage: Eukaryota; Metazoa; Arthropoda; Malacostraca; Decapoda; Portunidae
Exons: 5
Coding region: 107-802 (231 amino acids)
Cellular component (GO): plasma membrane
Source: RefSeq, a predicted model, not a curated record
UCAGCCCAAAGCCAGCCAGUGUGCGGUACGAGAGGUGGGCUGAAGAGAGCGGCGCCGCGACACCACCACGAGCUAGUGUCGGACGCACGAUCAGUGUCAAACAAGAAUGGUGAAUCGAAAGGCCGCGCAUGAGGUGCUGGUAGAGCGACGUGUGCUCUUCGUCGUCACCGGCUUCCUCACGUUGGGCUGCCUGCUAUGGAUUAUCGCAAUGUCUACCGACUACUGGGGCAUUGUGGACGGUGGGACUGGUGUCUAUAUCCCGUCCUCUGACCACUUCUUCCUUCGCUCCUAUACGGGCAUAUGGAGAACCUGCAGGACAGCCUAUGAAAAUUCGUCCAAGGAAGUUAUCACGGAUCUGUGCACGACUCACAGGAUCUUCACAAAAGCCAAGGUGCCUCAUAAAUCCUUCAUCGAUUACCAAAGGACAGUCGCGUCGUUCUCCAUUAUCAGCCUGAUGGUCAUACUGAUGGGGCUGGUGUUCUCAGGCUACACCUUUACCCACACUCGCUACAUGUACAAGCGCCUAGCAGCAUGUAGCCAUCUUGUUGCAGCUGGAUGUGUGUUGAUCGUGAUAGAGGUGGCCACGUCGCUGUUCCACUACGCUGCUCACCACAUGCCCGACCGUCAUCCUCCUAAGACCAACUGGCACUACGGCUACUCCUUCAUGCUGGCCUGGGUCACCUUCAUAGCGGAGGCCACAGCCACCGUCGCCUUUGGAAUCUGCUCCCGCAAGAGAAAGAAGGACAAGGCUCCGGACGACGAGUAUGCCAUUGACGAGGAGCCAACCAUCAUAGGACGAUAAAACACUGGAAACACGAGGCUGCCGCAGUAUUUUUGUGAUGGGAAGGUCAUGAACGUUUUUUUUUUUUUUUUUUUUGUUUCUCUUAUGCAUGUUACAACACUGGAUGUUUGUUAUAUAGUGUUUUAUAAAGAGGGUUAUUACUCGCUGCACUGACUGACUGCAUUGGGAUCGUUGGAAUUCACACUUCGAAACAUAUGCACGAUAGGCGCAUCAAUUAGAAGAGAUUAAAGAAGAAAACAUGAAUUAACAAUUAGACACUAGAAAAUUGUAAUAUCACGACAAUCCCCGCAUCACCACCAUGUUACCAUUAGGCUACAAUAAUUCUAACAUCAUCAUUAUCAUCAUCACACCUACAAUUCCAGUGCAGGACAAAGAUAUGAUCUAUACAAGCUGUCUGCCAGUUCAAAGAUAUCUAAAUAAGACAUCUCCAUUCUGCCUUACAACACACAUCAUUGUUUCAACUAGUCUACUCAUACUCAAGCAGAGAAGUUCAGUUUAACAAGACAAUUCAAGAUAGAAAGGCAUUUAAAGAUUAUAACUAAUAGAUCAAGGUGAUCAAUGCAAUACCCUCCAACUCAGAUCAGCUCAAUUAGCUAGGUAAUUCAAUAUAGAUAGAAUGGUAGCUAAGGGCUAUAUCCAGUUGACUUUAGAUGAUUACUACUGUUUCCUGACCUGUGUGGUGUAAUCAGUCAUGCAGUUAGCAAUAAUCAAAGCCUACAAAUGCGUACUCUAAGUAUUAAGGCCAAUGUAUUUAAUUCUUAAGAUGUUUACUAUUGCUGUUAUUGUUUUAUCCAUCUUCAUCCAUUACCGAAUACACACUGCAAGCUUUUGAAGAUUCGUAGAUGUAGUUGAAUCAUUCUUAUAAGGACACAGUGAUCAUGUCCCUUUCGAGACACUGAAUCGAACUGGCUUCAGAAUCACCCACUGACAUGUAUUUUAUGAUAUACGUGUAACUUUCGUGCUUCUGGGAUAUAUAGUACUGGUUCAUGCAUUAUAACUGUUCUGGUAGUCAAGUCAAAGAAAGUCUAAAUAUAAACAACAACAACAACAACAAUAACAACAACAAUAAAAUCCUUAGUUAUUCAUAGCAAAGAAUCCGUUAUAAUUAGAAUGAUUAUCAUGAUUCCGGAAACGUAUCCUCUGUCACUUCGCCUCUUACAAAUAAUUAUAUCUUUUACAUAGAAAAAAGACAAUUGUUAUCCGGCUAAGGUUUAGUAUUGGUAGGUGGAAAGUCCUAAGCUUUGAUUCGUUCUAGUAUUUCUCCCAGUGUAAGAAAUUAAAUAAAAAGAAGUUGCUACGAUUCGAAGAGUAAUAUUCGAAACAGUGACACUGGUAAUGAAGUUGCCAAGUAAUCAUGAUGAAUGGCCACCUGAGCUAAGCCACAAGAGAGAAACCCGAACUUUCUUAAUCAAAACUUCGUACCUUGAGUAAUCAGGAACACAAGGCAUCAGUCUGAGGUAACCGAAUCAUUUCUGUGGCGACGCGGAGAAACUGAAUGCUGGUGAUCUUGGCUGGCCAGACACCUUGCUUGAUCGAUACAGUAGCGAGGUGAUAAAAUAGUGCUGGGGACUCUAUGCCACAUUGCUACUGGUAAUUGCUAGUUAGGUCUUCGUCCCACUUAAUUUUAUGGUUAUCUUCCCAGGCUAAUUGCAUCACGGGUAGUUUAGAUUAAAGUGUGGUGGUUGGUUGGGUCGACACAUCAAUACUCGCUUCUUGUGGCCUGAUUACUUUCUCGUGUUCGUCUAGCAUUAGGGUGAACGAUCUUUGAGGAAAAUAUAACACACGGGAUAAUCAGUCUGCACAAAACUUGAGCGAUUCGUUGGUUUUGUGCAUCCCCAUUUACUUGUUGUGGCUUGGUAACUUUUUCGUGUUGUUGUGGCAUUAGGGUGAUUGAUUUUUUCUAGGGAAAUGUAACAGAGGGUAUAGGUAGUGUCUCAGAAGCACAACAAGUUACAUAAUCACAAUAAAGACAAUUCUUGGCGGGGUACUUCCGAUAUCAGCCAUUUAGUGGUUAAUUUUUUUCUCCCAAAGGCUUCACAAUCAUUUAGAAGUUAGCUGUGUUUUCAUUUCUUGUUAAAAGUGCAUUUUCUUCUUGUUAAGUGUUUGCUAAGUCCCAUGAGAUAUUUCCCUCAUUCCCUCCCAUAGCUGAGAAUAAAACUAUUCGACUUCAGGCUUACAAAUUUAUACAAUAAUACCAGCUGCCUUAUUAUACCAGAACCUGAGUUUCAAAUACUUUAGUAUCUCAUCAUGACUCACUAACAGUCUGUAUUGGAAAUAUAGCAGUUUUUAGGGGCUUUUGAUUAAUCUGGUAUUAAACUAUAUAUAUAUAUAUAUAUAUAUAUAU